This is a messenger RNA of Motacilla alba alba, 1945 nucleotides long. RefSeq names its product lymphocyte antigen 6E-like. Gene Ontology annotation, molecular function: acetylcholine receptor inhibitor activity. The transcript is spliced from 3 exons. NCBI's taxonomy places the organism in Eukaryota, Metazoa, Chordata, Aves, Passeriformes, Motacillidae. Bases 1157 to 1537 code for a protein of 126 amino acids. The record is from RefSeq and is a predicted model, not a curated record.
AGCGGGUUGGAGAGAAAGAAAAAGGGGAUAAAGCAGAUGGAGAGCAGCAAGGGUGCUGGCAGAGGAUUUGGGGCAGCUCCUGCAGCUCCGAGGGUCACGUGAGAGGAUCCAGCUGGACUUUUCCUGGGAUUUUGCCUCUGUUCUGUGACUCGAUGGCAGAAAGGCAACAAUGGGAGGGAAAAACAACAACAAUCCCCAAGAAGGUGGGAAAAGUUCUGAUUUUAUUCAUGGAGAUUGGAUGAAACAUGAUAUAAAGGAAAAAAAAACCAAAACAAAAGGAGGAAUAAAGAGCACAAUCUGGGAAUCCAAUGGAAUAAUCCUGUCUGGCAUUUCACAAAUUUUCUUUUUCUGAAGACUUAAUGAGUUUAGAUCGUUGAUCAGCCAGCCCCUCCUUCUCCGUGCUUUAAUUGGUUUGUGUUUUUCUCCCUGACUUUUUUUUUAAUGAAUUUGUGAAAAAAUUCCCAGCUUGUUCCAUGCCAUGGGAGUGGGUGUUAUUUCUAUUUUUUAACUUAUAUGGCCAUUUUCCUUUGCUCUGUGGAAUUCAGUUUUUAAUAAGAUAACAUUUUAUCCUCAUAAAAAAUAUCUCAGAAAUAUUUCUGAUUUUGAACUUAAGAAGGAGGCAGAAAAUGGUGCCUGGCCCCCUGUGAAAAGCAGUGGAAGGAUUCUGCUCUUCUGAUCUCACUGUCUUGACAAUCCCGGGAGACAUUUGGGAGAAGUUUCCAUCCCAAAUUCAAUUUUAAAUUUAAAUUCCCUCCAUUUCCAUAUGUGACAGGACACGAUCUUGGAGGACGCAGCCUGCUCCGAGACCUGGAAAAGAAAACCUUAUUCUUUUGCGGGGAAAAUUGCUUUGUUUUCGUGUUUUGCUUUUCCCCCACUUCUCCAGAAUUAGAAACAGUUGCAGAGUUCACGUCAGCUGGAGCAGCUGCCUUGUGAAACAACCAGGAAAAGGAGAAGUUGUAGGGAAAAACACACCUCCCUCCUGAUUUCCAAAAAAACGCCCUUCUCCAUACAAGCCCGGGCACGCUGCUCCCAAUUAUCCAUCAUCUGACACAGCAGCCUCUGGUUAUUAUCUCCGGAUCAAAGCAAGCACUGCAGAGGUAUAAAACCUGCCCUGCCCGAGUCCUGCUUAUUUUGGAGGCUCCCAGACCUCUAAAGGAUGAAGCUUUUCCUCCUGGUCGUGCUCGGCGUUGCCCUGUGCACGGAAAGUGCUUUCUCCCUGACCUGCUUCUCGUGCAAAGAUGCAACUUCCAACAUCCAUUGUCUCAGCACCACCAAAUGCUCGGACAACGAGAAGUAUUGUCUGACAACCUAUUCCACCUCAGGAACUGGCAGUGACCGGAGCCAGCGAAUCACCAAGAAAUGUUCUGCAUUUUGCCCAACAAUUGACCUGAACAUCGGCAUAGCUGGAGUCGCCACCAGCUGCUGCGAGACCUCCUUGUGCAACAUCAGUGGGGCCAGCAGCGUGAAAACCAGUUCCACCAUCCUCACCCUGGGGGUCCUGGCCAGUCUCGCCUGCAUCCUCAGGAUGGGUUUUUGAGGGUUUUUUUGGGGGAAAAUGAGCUGCUUGGCUUUGCAUGGCACGGUUCAAGCUGCGGUCCAUCAGGUGGGAAUGCUGCCCUGUGCCUCCUACCUGGAAGGUCACCUCCCAUCAGGAGGUAUUUUUUGCUCUUUCCACGCUCUGAUGGCAACACAAAAUGAUGUUUGGGAGAGAAAGGGGUAGAAUGGAGCCCUGCACGUGCAGAAUGGCCCCAUGUGGCCACCAUCUCUCCCACUCCUGGCAUUUAUAACUCCGUGCAUUUUUUGCCUUUCAUUUUAUCCCCGCCAUUCUCUUGUGCCAAUUUUUUUUUUCCCCAUUUUCCACCCUGUAUCAUUUUGCUCUGAGAAAGCCUUUAAUAUUCCAGUUGUUAAACAGAAACUGGGCACAAUAAAGUGUUAUUUUAUUCUA